AGCAACGAACCAGCCAAAAUCCAUCUGCAGCUAGCUAGGGUCUUGCUUGCUUGUGUGGCCAUGGACAUCUAUAGCGCGGUGUUCGUCUUCUGCGUCUACGCGGUGGGCACGAUGGAGGUGCAGGUGCUCUCCGCCAUGGCCCUGGCGCGGCGGAAGGCCGCCCCGGCGCCGACGGCGUCCAAGCUCGGGCGGAUGCUGGGCAGCUCCCUCUGCGUGUUCGUCGCCACCUACCUCCUGGCCCACGGCACCCUGAGCGUCCUCGCGCCGUGCCACUUCCAGUGCCUGCGUGUGCGGAUCGCUGCUCUCGUCGCCGGCGUUGUGGACCUCGCUGUCACCGCCAGCAUCAUGCCGCGUCCCGUGGAAGGUUAGCUGCAUGCAUGCGGCGCGGGUGCAUGUGCCAGAGGAAGAUGGAUCUGGAGAGUCACGAAUUGGAUUAAAACUGGCAUGCCUUAUAGUAUAUACCCUAAAUAACAAGGGCAUGCGUUGUGUCGUGUGUUAUAUUGUGUCUUUGUGUUGAUCAUGGAUUUCCCCGGUUAUGUGAACAUGUUUUACUUUACUCAGUAUAGAAGCAUUUGAGGGUUGGAGCUGUUAUGUGAGACUCUAUUUCGUGAGCAACUUCUCGAAGGGUUUAUCUAUGCAUGACCUUAUCUUGGUUUA
Molecule: messenger RNA, 657 nt
Organism: Aegilops tauschii subsp. strangulata
Lineage: Eukaryota; Viridiplantae; Streptophyta; Magnoliopsida; Poales; Poaceae
Source: RefSeq, a predicted model, not a curated record